Nicotiana tabacum (common tobacco) is the source of this 1727-nucleotide messenger RNA. RefSeq names its product F-box/FBD/LRR-repeat protein At1g13570-like. The record is from RefSeq and is a predicted model, not a curated record. NCBI's taxonomy places the organism in Eukaryota, Viridiplantae, Streptophyta, Magnoliopsida, Solanales, Solanaceae.
ACCGGUCUGUCCUACUUUCGAUGGUAAGCAUUUAACUAGAGUGAAACACAAUUUCUUUCAAUCCUUUUCUUCUCUCGCCAGCACAGCGUCGUAAAAACUGCUACACACUUGUUCCCUCGAGAGAAAACUGAAGAAAAAGAAAACGAAGAGACUCUGAAAAAGUUGAGGCGGUUUCAAUCUCUCGACUCUGCUACAGAGAAAUCCCGAAGGCCGGAGGCGCAAAGUUUUCUGGAUAAUGAAUUGCCUGCAAACUCGCCAGUAUUGGACCAUGAAUAGUGCUAGGAGUUCUGGUGUUGAUACAAUUAGCAAUUUGCCAUGUAAUGUCCUAGAGGAAAUUCUAGGGUGCUUGCCUUUGAAAGAUGCAGUGAAGACCAGUAUCUUGUCAAAAGGCUGGAGGUACAAAUGGGUCACACGUCAAAAACUUGAUUUUAGUGAUGAGUUUUUCAGGUCAUUUGCACAUGAUCAAGAAGCUAAGACAAUCAUUUACCAAGUCCUAUUACUCCAUAACUGAAGUUUAAACUCGGAGGCCCUAAUUUGAGGAAUUGGCCUGAUAUUGAUCAUCUUGUCAAAGAAAAAUAUCCAGGAACUCACCCUUCACAUACGGUCAGGCAACAUAUAUGUUUUACCUUCUCACCUUUUUACAUUCCGGCAACUAAGGCAUCUGGAAAUUCAUAAAUGCUUGUUUUCCCCUCCGCCUGGUUUCAAAGGGUUUGAGAAGCUUAUUAAUCUUGAUUUUUAUGGAGUCACUUUUGUUCCAUCAGUAUUUUGGAAUCUCAUCUCUAAAUGCCCAUUGCUUGAACGAUUGAGGUUGCUUUGGUGCGUUAACUUUGACACCCUUGAAAUUGACGCCCCUAGUCUCAGAUUUUUUGAGUUUAGAGGAAGCUCAAAGUCCAUUUGCUUCAAGAACACCCCGAUGCUUGAAAAAGUUGCUGUGUAUCUCAGAUCACGAGUUUUGCCUGAUUCAUCUCCUGGUUGUUCAAAUCUUAUGAAGUUCUUCCAUUGCAUCCCUUCCCUACAGGAACUGGAUAUACGUGGUUCGUUAUGGGAGUACUUGACCGUGGGAGGUCUGCCACAUAAUCCCCCGACUGCUCUGAACAAUGUCAAAUCUCUCAAAAUGGCGGACAUGUCUUUCGGGGAUCUUAAGGAGGUUUCGGUUGCUGUUUACUUGAUUACAAGCUGCCCUAAAUUACAACAGCUUACAAUUAAAUGUGAAUCAGUGAACAAUGUUGUGGAAGCUGUUGUACAAUUCUUACAAGACCAAACAUGCUCUGGUGGUGUUGUGAAGCUGUUUCAAAGUGUGGAGAUGAGUCAUUUUACUGGCACUAAGAUGGAAAUGCAAUUUGUGAGGUUUAUACUAGCAUCUGCACCAUUACUUAAGGAAAUUUUCAUUUGGAAUUUUUCAUAUAUCCUUCAGUCGGGAAGACAAAUGAUAAAUGAGAUGAAACAAUACCGUCGAGCAUCGCCCAAUGUUGAAUUCAAGUUUGAAGCUGUUGAGGUAGAAUAGUAGAAGAUCAUGUAUUGAUUGAAAACCCAAGAAGUCAUGGAAGUACCAUGUAUACUACUUGUCCUUUGACUUUUCUCGUUAUGCAGUGUGUGUAGUAAACACAGUGUAAAGGUGCUUGCGUAAGAGAUUAUUCAACUAUCAUAGCUUAUCAUGUAAUCUGUCUCUAUGAGUAACUUGCUAUGUUUCAAACGUACUUACCUACAGUCAGAGCAUGCUUAAUUCA